AUGGCCAGAUCUCCAUCACUUGGAGAGACCUCGCAGUUGGCCAUUCCCGCCAAAGAGCUCGACGAUGGAAUUCCAGAGCCACCCGAGCCAGGUGCGGCCAAGAGCGAGGUGCGAUCCAAAGCGACAGGAUCUUUCGAUGCACGUUCCUUCUCCAACCGUUCAGUUGGACUCUUCGACGGGAUUCGUUCCUGGUCGAAGCCUUCAUCAUUCCAAGUGGGAGGAUUAGGACUGGGACCUCGAGAAGGCGUCUCGUCGGAUUUCAUGGGACUCGUGGAGAAGCUGGUGCACCAGCAUCAGACAGAGAUGGCGAUGUGCGGAAAGAAGAAGAGCUUUGAUAUCCCUCCGGUCACCACAGAGUGGGAGCGGCUUUGCUCCGCAGGCUCGAGAUUCUCGAAGAGAUCUCAGGAGCCUGGUCAGGCCUUUUCACCGGCAGCAGUCUUGAUGCGUGAGAGGAAGCAUGAUCUCAAAGAGUUGGACGCCAGCAAACUGCUCGAAGCAUUCGACGAGCAUGCGCUGCAGGAGGUCUCGGAGGAGUCUUGGAGCCCGGCCAUGAUUGCAACCAGGAUCACCUCGUUCCGCAAGCAUCAGUGGGAUGAACUGAAGGAAACCGGCUGCUGUACGAAACUGGAGAACUUCUUGCAGUCCAAUUGGUACGAGUUCUUCAUUGCCUUCGCAACUGAAGUUGCAAUCAAUUCACUUCUCGCCAGUGGAGCCACAGUGGGAAAUCAGCUGAGUUUAUCUAAGAUGUCUUUUUUUACAUCACAUACUUCGCAAAACUGCCGUGGUUUCUCCCUGCUUUGCCCCUCUACCGCCCCGGAAAAAAAACAGAAACAAAACACCACACUUUUCAGCCGAAGAAACAGCGUGAGUGCGCACGUCAUUGUGGCUUUCCACACUGCGACCACUUUAAACACGGAACGUUGCGCCUCAGGUCCUUGGGAUGAACGCCUUGUGGAUGGCCUUCGAACUCCAAGUCACUGGACGAGAGAAAGGCUAUUUGCUGGGCAUCUAUCCAAGCGGGAUUCAGAACUUGGACCACUGGCUGGAAGCCUUCCUCCUGGGCGACCGGAUCUUCGCAUACCUCUUCGUCACGGACGUGCUGGUGCGCAUCAUCGUGCUGAGGAGCAAGUUCUUCCGCAUGUGCUUGAACUAUGUGGAUAUUGCAGUCUCGAUGACGGCCAUGGCCGAGGUGAUUUUAAGUGGCACCCUCUUGGGUGA
Molecule: messenger RNA, 1218 nt
Organism: Durusdinium trenchii
Lineage: Eukaryota; Dinophyceae; Suessiales; Symbiodiniaceae
Source: the annotation of a GenBank genome assembly